AGAGGGGUGGGGAGUCUGGCGGCGGAGCAGCAGCUGGGGGUGGGGAGGGGGUUCGGAGGAGAAUGGGGAGGGGGCGGAACCUCCGGGUACCGCAGACGUGAGAGAACCCCUGCGGCCUAAGGGGCCGCAUCCCUUUCUUCCCAAAACUUUCUCCUUGUCCCUACUGUGCCGAGACCUAAAUUUAUUUGUAUCUUUUUAUUUUUCUCUUUGGAAAAAGUAAAACCUGUGAUGUGUCAUGUGACUGAACUGUCUAGGAGGGAGGGUGAAGAUGUGGGGGGUUUCUUAGGGCCACCCGAAAGGGUGCAGUGGUGAGCAAGAGGGACAGGCCAGAGUAAGAGGGACAGGCCAGAAUAUGUAUGGAAAGGUGGCUUUUCCUCGGGGCAGCCCAGGAAGGCCCCAAGAGGACAAUGGAUUCUGGAACUCGCCCAGUUGGUAGCUGCUGUAGCAGCCCCGCUGGGCUCUCACGGGAGUACAAACUAGUGAUGCUGGGUGCUGGUGGUGUAGGGAAGAGUGCCAUGACCAUGCAGUUCAUCAGCCACCGAUUCCCAGAAGAUCAUGAUCCCACCAUUGAAGAUGCUUAUAAGAUCAGGAUCCGUAUUGAUGAUGAGCCUGCCAAUCUGGACAUUUUGGAUACAGCUGGACAGGCAGAGUUUACAGCCAUGCGGGACCAGUAUAUGAGGGCAGGAGAAGGGUUUAUCAUCUGUUACUCUAUCACGGAUCGUCGAAGUUUCCAUGAAGUUCGUGAGUUUAAACAGCUUAUUUAUCGAGUCCGACGUACUGACGAUACACCUGUGGUUCUUGUGGGAAACAAGUCAGACCUCAAACAGCUAAGACAGGUCACCAAGGAAGAAGGAUUGGCCUUGGCCCGAGAAUUCAGCUGUCCCUUUUUUGAGACAUCUGCUGCAUACCGCUACUAUAUUGAUGAUGUUUUCCAUGCCCUUGUACGGGAGAUACGUAGGAAAGAAAAGGAGGCAGUACUGGCCAUGGAGAAAAAAUCUAAGCCCAAAAACAGUGUAUGGAAGAGGCUAAAAUCACCAUUCCGGAAGAAGAAAGAUUCAGUAACUUGAAGAGAAGAUGUGAAGUGUUUAUCUGUGAACUGCAGUGCUGUAUCAAAGCAGUCCAGUAACCUGCAGUACUGAGUAUGGUGCUUGCUCUUUCACCUAACUGAUAAGAGGGACAUGCCUACUAGGAGUUUUUAAUGAUGUGGUAUUUAAAGUAUUGUCUCUUAGUUAAGUAUGAUUUAUUAACCCAGUGGAGCACUGUCUGCUUUUAAAUUGUCACAUUAGAAUUUGAUCUACCAAUGUUUUGGGUUCUGUUGCGCUAUUAAUUAAUGUAAAUUUGUUUAUACCCAGGAGAAUAUGAUACCAUGUGUGUUUGACUAAGUUCACAAGGGAAGUUUUUGGCUCUGCACUCCACAUUAUCCUUCAAUCUCAAUUUCCUGGGACUAUCCCAGAGAAAGACCUCAGUCUCUUCUAUUCACACUAUGCUUCCUAGAGACAGAACAAAAAUCAUGUAGGGAAAUUGGGGCUAAUGAGAUCAGUGCCAAAUUUCAGCAGAUACCUGUGAGGCUGACACCUGUUGCAGACUAUGGAGUGGUGAGAUUUGGGGAAGUUGGGCUGUAUGUUUGCAGGGACUUAAAAAGGUAGGUUCAGAACAGUAUUCUCAGUACAAGCUUCGCUUUUCUAAGAAGUACACAUUUGGCCCAAAUUCACCAGGAUAAGUGAGAACAGCCAGAAGCAUGUAAAAUGUGAUGAAGGGUUCUCCUGGGAACCUUUUUUACUCUUCAUUUCAGGGUUUUCUUUUUUUUUUUACCUUCAAAGGUAGACAUUUUGGGAAUCAUAACUGUAUUACUAAACGUGUUUAAUCAAAAUUCAUAGUUGGAUCAGCCAUUGCCUUGUACAGGUUUAUUUUUUCCCCACAGAUGCACACACCAACACAUUUAUAUUAAUUGCUUCCUCCCACUUCGUGCUCUGUAAAACAGCUACAGCUGGCAAGAUGUUUUUUCGGCCCUUCAUCACUGAUUGCAUUUUCCAUACAGAAGUGACAUCAGGGGUAGGGUAAAAUUGUGUGUGUGCCUCCUUGACGUGGACAAUCACUAGACUCAGUGCUCUGAGAAAAUCUGCUAUUUCUGUUUAAUGGGUCAGUCUUAAAGCUUUAAAAUUCACAUAGGUGGAGUUUCCCAUCUGAAGAUUUCUUUACAAGGACUUUGCUAAGUUCAUCUCAGGGUUAUCUGAGCCUUGACCAAGUUUAUCCUAAGGGAAUACCACUUCGCUCCCUGUGCAUAGUUUAGGAACUGUAGUCCUAGGAGGAAACAGCUUUAAAUAUUGGUAGUGAGUUGUCUAAGAUCAGGACUGUUUUGAUAUCUGACCUUGUUAUAUGCGGAGAGUAAAUGCAAAAAUGCUAAGGGUAAUGCAUCAUGUAUUGAAUAUUAAGUGUCACUGAAGCAAUGUUUGUGUCGACUAGAAACGUAAGAUGACUUGUGUAGCACCUCUUUAUAAGCACACAGCUCAUCUUAAUAUUUUCCAUUUUUAUUAGACGAAGUAGGACAGAGUUGUGUUUUUCUUUAUAAACAAAUGAUAAACUAGCUUUUUUAAAAAGUGACUGUUAGAACUUUUUUAGCUCUGAGUAGUGGUCCCUUUUUAAACUCCUGGAAACAUUUUUGUUACCAAAUAAAUCAUGUUUUAUGGUACUCAGCCAUCCAAAAGUGAAA
Molecule: messenger RNA, 2710 nt
Organism: Gorilla gorilla gorilla (western lowland gorilla)
Lineage: Eukaryota; Metazoa; Chordata; Mammalia; Primates; Hominidae
Gene: RIT1
Product: Ras like without CAAX 1
Exons: 6
Coding region: 357-1067 (236 amino acids)
Biological process (GO): signal transduction
Cellular component (GO): membrane
Molecular function (GO): GTP binding; GTPase activity
Source: RefSeq, a predicted model, not a curated record